Molecule: messenger RNA, 4140 nt
Organism: Dioszegia hungarica
Lineage: Eukaryota; Fungi; Basidiomycota; Tremellomycetes; Tremellales; Bulleribasidiaceae
Exons: 8
Coding region: 1-4140 (1379 amino acids)
Source: RefSeq, a predicted model, not a curated record
AUGACCCCCCGACCCCCACUCAGCUCGCGCACCACCGCCUUCUCCGAGGCCUCACACGCAACCUCCCUGUUCUCGUCGCACCGCUCCGGUCAGACCACAGCCAUGACCUCGCCGGACCUCGAUCUCUCCACACCCAAGAAGGGCUGGUUACACGGCUCCGGCGUGGGCAAGAUGGACAACAUGUUGACCGUGAUGGAGACGGACGAGCGGUCAUCCCGGCGGACCACUAUGGCGGUGGAGAACUACUCUGGGGCGUCGAACGACGGGAGCAGGCGGCCGAGUGCGAGUAUAGGGAGAGGACCUAGCGUCAAGGAUCGGGCGAACGCUUGGGAAAAUACCUCUCAAGCUGGCCCAGGUCCAUCGUCUACGUCAUCCAAAUCUACCUCGCCCGUCCGCGCAAAACGAGCUCUACCGGACCCCAACUUCCAGCCGUCGCCCGCCGGGUCCAGCCGAAGCGGCACUGCGCCUCUGCGCGUCGCCAAACGCCCCUCUCCCGCUCCAUCCACCCUCACGCCCACAUCGGUAUCCCCCAAUCCACCUCGUCGGAUCCCUAUCCCCGCUACGGCACCCCAGCAGCGCACCGGCGUCUUCUACAGCGAGCCAGAUACCAUGACUACCCUGUCAGUCCCGCGCUCCGCCGAGCUCAAGAGAGGGACAGGAUCAGCCAAGAGAAUGAUCCAGCAAUGGGAGAAUCUUCCGCCUGAUGGUUCACCCACGCGGCGCCGACUACCAUCGACCGGUCUCGCCCUUCAGCCCAGCAAAAGGGUGUACAGCCGGGACUAUCUCGACGCAAAACCCCUCCCGGUCCCCUCUGCCACUCCUCUCCCUUCGUCCAACUACUAUUCGGCCGCGAAAACGUACACUCCGCAACAGAUGACUACGCCGACCAGGCUCCACCGUCCUUCCCCACUACAGCACCUCCAAACUCCCUCUCAAACAGCUUAUCGGUCUACAUCGCCCACCUCGCCGAGCCAAUACUCCCUCUCCACCAGUCCGUCCAGCGGGAAGGGCAGGGGUAAGUCUCCGCUGAAGGAUAUGCUCAACAAGUUUGGUGGCGGUGUGCGGGACGUAGGUCGCAAGAUGGCAGGGAAGAGCAAGGAGAAGUUUGGGAAGAGUAAGGAGUCUCUAGGCGGGAGUAGCAGGGAGGAUCUGCAUUUCUGGGAGGAGGCGAGGAACGAGCGGCUGGGAACGAACGGGCUUCCUGGCGGGAUCGUCUUCAACGACCGGAUGGGCGACCAGGAAAUGAGCGCGAGAAAGGAUGACGUUCAGGUCAUUCGCUCCAGCUCGGUCGUCUACCUCGUCCCCACCCCCUGCUCCUCCCUGUCGCCAUGGGGAUCCUGGCUCACAUCCUUCGCCACCCUCUCCAGCGACCACCUUCGAAUCACCUAUUGCCCCGUCUUCCCCUCAAACCAAUCCGGUCGGUCCACUCCGCGUAGAGUGAUCUCCGGCGCACAUCCAUCCGCCCCGGCAUUCCCUUCUGUCCCCUUCAAUGCCAUUCCUCUUCCUGCAGCAGGCCAAGAACCCGACGUCGAGAUGAACAUGAAGGACUGUGUGGAAGUCCGGAGUCUGCGCAGGGAGGAGAUCAAGGGGAGGGGGAUCCCGCCUGCCCCGGAAGGAAUAGGGACAGAGGUAUUGGAGAUGGUCUGGAAUGACGGGGGGAGGCGGUACAUCGGGGUAGAGGGGGUUAGUGGGCGACUGGGCUGGGUCAGCGCUAUCUGGGACGUACUAUUAGCUUGCCAAUCCUCCAACCCCUCGAAUCUUCCUCCACCGUCCCCCACCGCCUCUUCUAUGAAGAUCACCACCGCCCGCAAACCUCCCCUAUCCAUCUCACCACACGGAUCCUUCGCUUAUCCACCGCACGAGCCCCCUCCCGAGCUCCUUGCUUUCCGAAACCGCAUUGCCUCGGCGGAGAAACAGGCGUACUCUCCCGACCCGCCCAAAACUACCGCUCCGCCCGUUCAGAAGGUUGGGGAUGCCUGGGUCGCAGCGAGCGUCAUUGCGCCCCGGGAUGAAUCGGUGGAUAUGGAUCGCGCCCCGAGCGCCGAGAACCUCCGGGACAGCGUGCAGCGGAUGUUUGGCCAGCCACCGCCCGACCUACCUAUCAAUCCCCCAACCCAUCCGGUCGAUCCGGGGCUGCCGAGCGGAAGGGAAGAAGAGGCGGACCCCAUGGAGCGCGUCAAGCAAUGGCAGCAGCCGGAACCUACAACGCAGCACCUCUCCAUCUUCCGCCUAGCGGGGGGCACCAUCCCAGCUACGGAAAUCGGCGAGCCGGCGCGCAAAACCGAUACGCUGCUCAGCUUUGAUCCGAACGACCUCAACCCGUCUCGCUCGGCUUCGCAGGUCCGGCGGCAGACCACCAUCGGCGGCGGAGUCGAGGGCCUGCGGAGGCGAUACGAGCCCCAGCUGGGCUUGGCGGGGAUAGAGGAGGGGUCGGACUCGCAAGCGACUGGCGCGACCAAGCCGCCUACGCAUAUCAGUCAUGUCACUUUCCCGAAGCCUGCGAUGGGCGGUCUACGGAUCGGCGCGUACCAGCCCCUCUCUCCACAUCCCGAGGGGACAGAAGGGGGAAGUGCGCUUGACGAUUCGCGACGCUCCACGACAUCCGGAACGGACUCGGCCACCCUCCGGACACCCCACACCAUCCAGGAGAGCAUCACUACCGUCCAGUCAAGCGUAGACCAGACGGUCCUCGCUAAGCUGGACGACCACUCCACCGAGCAUACUCAGCUCGGACAGCAACUCAGCGGCGUCCAAGACGACCUUCAAAAGGUUAUCGGGACCCUCACUUCCCUCGUCGCGGGUGCGGGUCUCGAGAGGGACUCGGCCAAAGGCAUGGAGGGGAAACUCGAUACAGUCGCUUUGGACGUCAAAGCCAUCGAGAAUGCACUCAACCUCAACUCGCUCUCGAUGCGCUUGCCGCCGAGUUUGACGGCGGGUCAGGACGAGGAGCAGACGAUGGAUGGUAAGAUGCCGGAGAUGCAUCGGAAGCUGGAUGCUAUUGCCAAGCUGUGCGAGGAUCUGCUCGCUAGGCCAGGAGUGGGAGGAGGGGCUGUACUUGCUGUCGCUGGGAGCGGAGGGGAUCUGGCGAAGAGCGCAGAGAGGAUGACACCGCCGCCGGCGGCUUCGGUGGCUAUGGGCAGGAAGGGGAGUCUGGGCAUCACCGUUGACGCCAACGAAGAGAAGGAGGCCGGAGAGGAGGUUGCUGCUAUCAUGACCGACUUGACCGGCAACUCAUCGAAAGCUUCACCUCGAGUCGGCGGUAUCCAGGUCCUGCACAGCGUCUCGAAACCGCCAAGUCCCACCGGGAUGGCUGUCGACGCUAACAAAGAGCCCGAGCUCCCCGAAGAUACGCGAAAGCAGGUUGGCGAGGUGCUCACGCUCGUCCGGGAUCUCAAGGACGCUCGAGCGCUCCAGACUCAGCAGACGACCGAUAUUGCCCGAUACCUAUCCGAGCUCAACGCAUGGCUCGAAAAGUUCGUCGUCAAUUCGACCAAAGAGCUCACUGGCCUCAACACCCGCCUCACCUCCCUCGUCGGUCCUGAUGCGCCCCAAGGAACCGAUGACUCGGGCGCUCCCCAUCCGCCUAUCGGCCUACCGGACCUUGUGGCCGAUAUGCAUGCGAUGGUAUCGGAGCAGAAACGCCGUGCUGAGUCGGAAGGGAUGGUAGGCCAGAGGUUGGAUGCGUUGUUGCAGAUGAUGGGGGAGGAGAAGGAUCGGCAUGCGGGUCAGCAGAACACGGUCGAGCAGGUGAUUGGGCUCCUCGACCGUCAAAGGCAGGAUAAUGAGAUCCUCCUCCGUGCGCUAGCGACGGACCUGACUAGCGAGAUCAGAGGGGAGCGGAUCCGAUUCGUUGAGGCCAUGCAACAGGCAACUUCGGUCAACGUCAACUUACACGUCGAGGAGUUCAAGAAGCUGCUGGGUACAGAGGUCGCCAAGUCCAUGCAGGAGCUCGGCCAGAUGCGAGAGGAGAAGAAGGCGCUUGAGCAGAAUAUUUCGGAUCUGUUUGCGCUCAAGGCCAAGCAUGGGAUUAUGAACACUCGGAGCAACAGCAAGAAGGGAGGCGGACCGCCUACGCCCGCGUCGCCGGGGAGUGCGCUGGGGAGGGGGUUGCCGGCUCCGCCUGCUGGGAGACCGCGAUAA